CUGCCACGAGGUAUUCGUCAUGGAGCUGCCGCGGCUGCUGGUGCAGCUGCAGCUGCUGCUGGGCCUGAGCUCAGGAGCUGUCAUCAACCGGCCCACAGUGGAGGGCAAGGAAGUGUGGGAUUAUGUGACUGUCCGGAAGGAUGCCCACAUGUUCUGGUGGCUCUACUAUGCCACAAACUCCUGCAAGAACUUCUCAGAACUGCCUCUGGUCAUGUGGCUUCAGGGUGGUCCAGGCGGUUCCAGCACUGGAUUUGGAAACUUCGAGGAGAUCGGGCCCCUUGAUAGUGACCUCAGACCACGGAGAACCACCUGGCUGCAGUCUGCCAGUUUACUCUUCGUGGACAACCCUGUGGGCACUGGCUACAGUUAUGUGAACAAGAGUGAUGCAUAUGCCAAAGACCUUGCCAUGGUGGCAUCAGACAUGAUGGUUCUCCUGAAGACGUUCUUUGAUUGCCACAAGGAGUUCCUGACAAUUCCAUUCUACAUUUUCUCAGAGUCCUAUGGAGGAAAAAUGGCUGCUGGCAUUGGCCUAGAACUUCACAAGGCCAUUCAGCAAGGGACCAUCCAGUGCAACUUUGCUGGGGUUGCUUUGGGUGACUCCUGGAUCUCCCCUGUUGAUUCGGUGCUUUCCUGGGGACCCUACCUGUACAGCAUGUCUCUUCUCGAUGACAAAGGUCUAGAAGAGGUGUCUCAAGUUGCAGAGCAAGUCCUGGAUGCUGUAAAUAAGGGACGCUACAAAGAGGCCACAGCACUGUGGGGGAAAGCAGAAAACCUCAUUGAACAGAACACUGAUGGGGUGAACUUCUACAACAUCUUAACAAAAGACACUCCCAUGUCAGCAAUGAAGUCGAGUCUAGAAUUCACCCAGAGCCACUUAGUUCAUCUUUGCCAGCGCCACAUAAGACGCCUGCACCGAGACACCUUAAGUCAGCUCAUGAAUGGCCCCAUCCGAAAGAAGCUCAAAAUCAUACCUGAGGACUGCUCCUGGGGAGCCCAGGCCACCAGCGUCUUUGUGAACAUGCAGGGGGACUUCAUGAAGCCUGUCAUCAACAUCGUGGAUGAGUUGCUGGAAGCCGGCGUCAAUGUGACUGUGUAUAAUGGACAGCUCGAUCUCAUUGUGGACACUAUGGGUCAGGAAGCCUGGGUGCGGAAACUGAAGUGGGCAGAACUGCCCAAAUUCACUCAGCUGAAGUGGAAGGCCCUGUACAGUGACCCCGAAUCUUCAGAAACAUCUGCUUUUGUCAAGUCACAUAAGAAUCUGGCUUUCUACUGGAUUCUCAAAGCUGGGCACAUGGUUCCUUCUGACCAAGGGGACAUGGCUCUGAAGAUGAUGAGGCUGGUGACUCAUCAAGAAUAGGGUGGCUGGGCCGGAGCUGAGCCAGAGGGGCCUCGGGGCCAAGGCACUGCGUGAGUGCCGGAAGCUGUGGGCACCGUCUCCCCUUGCACUGGCUUGGGCUGUGAUUGUGACGCUUCCUGCUAGCUUCCUUGGAGAAGGAGCUCAUAGUCUCUGUGGCCACUUGGAAAUCCUUUCAGCCUCUGACAGACCUAAGAUUUUUUUUUAAUGGCUUUGUUUUCAUCAAAAUGAAGGGUUGAAAUAGAUUUAUUUUAUCUUACUACAAAAUCAGAUUAUGUGAUUUGUAGAAAACAAGGGACACGAGAAAAUAAAAAUAAACAACCACAUCUCCCUCCCCAGAGAUAAACACUGUUACCUCUUUAGUGCAUAUCCCCACAAAUUUUUCUUUGCAACAUAUACAGAUCUUUGGCCCCUGAGGGGGUCACGUUCCAAGAAACUCCAAUGUAAGCUGAAAAUGCUUUUAGUAUAUCUAACCAACCAAACACUGUAACAGCCUCAUCGGCCUUCAACAGGCUCAGGAUACUUACAUUAGCCUACAGUUAACCAGAAUCAUCUAACAUAAAGCCUAUUACAUCACGAGACAGAGUAGCUUAAUAAUUUACUGACUUGUACAAAGAAUGAGAAACAGUGGUGGGGUGGGUUCUUGCUAUUUACACACACAGCUGGGUGUGGGCUGGGCCUGAGAGUGUUGGAACUAAAAUGAAAGGCUGAAUGAUGGGGAGGCCACAGCAACAGUGACAUCAGUUUCUCGCUUCUGAUGACUCUCAAGACUAACUAGCAGCAGAACCUGGAGUAUUGGUUCACUGGCGAUGGCUUGGCUGCUGGGGUCUGCAGCUCACUGCCACUGCCCAGCACCAGGAGACGAGUCAAUCUACUCGUCACUGUCCCAGGAAAAGGUCAAAAUCCAAAGUGCGGGUUGUCCUGAGAGCAUAUAGCUUUCAAACCAUUGUAAAACCAAGAAUUGUAAACAUAUAUAUUUUUUAUAAAAAUGAAUUCAUCACUAUGUAAUUUCACUACCUACUUUGUUCACACAUCAAUCUGUCCUAAACUGUUCAUGUCAAUAAAGAGUUUUCUGUAACAUUUUUAAUGAUGGUUGAGCAUUCCAUUUUAUGGAGAUACCUUAUCUCACCUACCACAUGCCCAGUUGUUAUCUGUAAGCAACUUCUAGUUUGUUACCUUUGUCAAUGGUGCUCUGGUAUUCUGGUAUCUUGAUUGUUACAUUUUCAUGUACAUCCUUAAUUUGUUUACACUAAGUUGCUAAAAG
Molecule: messenger RNA, 2618 nt
Organism: Condylura cristata (star-nosed mole)
Lineage: Eukaryota; Metazoa; Chordata; Mammalia; Eulipotyphla; Talpidae
Gene: SCPEP1
Product: serine carboxypeptidase 1
Exons: 13
Coding region: 20-1357 (445 amino acids)
Biological process (GO): proteolysis
Molecular function (GO): serine-type carboxypeptidase activity
Source: RefSeq, a predicted model, not a curated record